AACAUUCGCUCGCUAGUCGGGUUUGAAACAUGACGUCAUUGUACCACGUGUUGCACGUGUCGUGUGGUGUUGCGCGUGUGCUUUGGUGUGUGUGGAAGUAACGUGGACACUUCAAAAUUUUGAAUAUCUCCAACCACACCAAUUAUAUAUCAAAAGUGGCGAACUUGUAAAUGAUUGAAAAGAAAAUAUGAAGGUUAAGAAUCAAUAUAAAGGGAGGGGAAAUAAAGGCAAGAAAGCUGCACCUGUAAAAAAGAGCCGGAAAGAGUUACGAAAGGAAAAGAGAAAUGCGAAGAAACAACAUAGACGAGAUUAUUAUUCUCGUCGUUUUAAACCCGGACAGCAGAAUUUAACGGACGCCCAUGAAAACAAUUCUUUAGGGGGUGGCAAGGUGCAAAAUGUGUACAAACAAUCUGAUGAGGGUUAUGAUCAUCAAGCACGUCAAAACGUUGAAUCAGACGGAGUUGAAUCAAGGCAUUUUGGAAGUCAUGAGAAACAUCAGGAAAAUGAUGCCCCCAAAAGUCGGCUAAAGCAUAAAAUUAAGAAAUAUCAAGAUCCGUUAAUCGCAAGGAAGAUGCAAGAGGCAGCUACUCACCAGGAAUUACAGAAAGCAAUGCGUGAUUCUCGCAAACAGCAGCUAAAUGAUGCAAAUGAAGAAGAGGAGAGACUUAUUAAAAGAUUAGAAAAGCAACUUAAGUUGUCCAAGCGUAAAAGUAAAACUGUACCAAAGUCAUUUGCAGAUGAUGGUUUAGAUUAUCUUCUUGACAUUUGUGAUAGUGAUAAAAUAAAAGAUGUUGCCAAUCUUGAAAACACUUAUAGGAAUUCAGACUCUGAGUUGGAAGAAGAUUUAGCUUUGGCUUCAGGGAAAAAAUCUUCUGCAAUGCAAAUUGAUGAUGAUAAUUUUGUGCGACCAGGAACAAGUGGGUUGAAUAGUAAACAACGAAAUUCAAGUGGUGCAAGUGAUAAUGGGGUUAAUGCCUCAGGCUAUGAAAGUGAUAGUGAUUUUGUUGAUAGUGCAGCUGAAAGUGAUCGUGAUGGAAGUAGUGUGUAUGAUAGUGGUGACAGUGGAAAGAAUGAUGAUUAUGGUGAUGAAUACUUUGAUAGUGAUGAAGAACAUCUAACAAGUUCUAAAAGAAUGCAUUACACUUCGGAGAGUAGUGAUCACAUUGAUAAUGUAAAUGAAAGUAUUUCAAAGAAAAGUGUUGGAGAGAACUGUAAAAAAGAAUAUCCACUGAAAGGUAAGAAAACUAAGAAUGUUCGCUUCUUGGAAGAUGAUGAGGAUGAUGAUGAUCAUGAUGAAGAUUCAUUGGAGAAUGGAUUUACCAGAAACAGUAGCAGGAAGUCAGCUAAAAGAAUGAAAACAUCCCAAAGAGGAAAACAUACAAGUGAUGGGAAAAAAUUAAAAGAAAGCAAGGAAAAUAUUGGACAACCUGGUAAAUAUGUCCGCAUGCACCAUUCAGAUGAAAGUGAUGCUAGUGGAGAUGAUGAAACAAAUGCUUCAGACAUUGAAGAUUCUGCCUCAGAAGAAGGAAAGAAAGGUCUUUGGGAAGAUAUUUAUGGCAGAAUGAGAGAUAAGGCUGGUAAUGUUGUCCAAAGUUCAUCACAAUCUGGCACAUACAUCCCACCUGCUCUACGGGCUCAACAGUCAGGUGGUGAUCCCCAAACGCAGCAACGGUUACAAAGAUUGAAGCGUCAAGUGAAGGGUUAUUUGAACAGAUUAACAGAAAGAAAUCUUCCUUCAAUUUCAAAUGAGUUGGACCUUCUAUAUAGUAAUAACAGUCGCAGUGACAUGAACUCCACAUUUACAGCUAUUCUUAUGGAAUCAAUGGUUUCUACUGUUUUGUCCCUGGAGAGGCUGAUAAUGGAACAUGUUGCAUUGAUUUCCUGUCUUCAUUCUAAAGUGGGGAGUGAUGUUGGUGCUUAUGUACUACAAGCUGUGGCAAAACGAUUUGAUUCACUCUUUAAAGAAAAUCCUGACAUUGAAAACAAGGAAUUGGAUAAUGUGAUAUUGAUCAUUUGCUACCUUUACCAUUUUAAAGUUGUACAUGCCCGUAUGCUUUUUGAUGUACUGCAGUGUCUGGCUAAAAGAUUCAAUUCCAAAGAUGUGGAAUUAAUUUUGUUAAUGUUACGAUCUGUGGGUUUUGGUUUGCGCAAAGAUGACCCUGUAGCAAUGAAGACUUUGAUGAUACAAUUGCAGGAACUUGCCAAUACAAGUAUUCAACAAUGUAAUGAGUCUCGUGUGAAGUUCAUGCUUGAAGUGUUGGUGGCAGUUAAAAAUAAUAACAUGGGACGCUUACCUGGAUGGGAUUCUACUCCUGUUGAUAAUAUGCGUAAAAUGUUGCGUGGACUUCUUGCAAGUGGAAAUACAUCACCAGAACUAAAUAUUUCUCUUCAAGACUUGCUGCAAGCGGAUGAGAGAGGUAGAUGGUGGGUAGUUGGGUCAGCAUGGGUUGGCCAAACUCCAGGUGGAUCUGAAUUACAACCACAACAAAGUAAAAAACCAAAGCCCGUAUAUAGUGCAAAAUUGUUGGAGUUAGCUGAACGAAUGCGUAUGAAUACAGAAGUGCGACGAAAUAUAUUUUGUAUACUUAUGUCUGCACAGGAUUACACUGAAGCCUUCAAGAAUCUAAUGCAGUUGGGAUUGAAGGGCCUACAGACCCGUGAGGUAGUGCAUGUCACUUUAGAUUGUUGUUUACAAGAAAAAACAUACAAUCGAUUUUAUGCUCAUGUAUUACAAUCUUUAUGUGAACACAACAGAGUUUACAAGAUGACACUACAAUGUGAUUUUUGGAACAAGUUUGAAGAGCUGAGGAGUUUAACAGAGACCCAGUUUGGUAAUUUGGUGAAGCUUUUACUGCAGUUAUUGACCCAAGGUGUGAUUAGCCUUGUUGUUUUCAAGGUAAUUGAUCUGACUCGACUGGAGAAGCCAAUUGUACGACUUUUACGUCAAGUAUUGUUGGGUAUACUAACUUCUUACUUGCAUGAGUGUAAUCAAGUCUUUGUUUGGGUGGCUAAGCAUCCUAAAUAUAAGAUGUUUGCCCGUAAACUCCAUGUAUUUCUACAGCAAUUUGUAUUGAGCCGAAUGCCUCCUGAUGAUCCUCAGAGAGCACUUUUGCAAGAACGUAUUGAUGGCAUCUUCUUGUCACAGGAUCUGUGAUAUAUUUAUUGUUCACAGAAUAUUCUAUAAUAUCCAUGGCUUGUAAAUGUAUUCCAUGAUGUUUAAAACAUGUAUUAAAACACAGUGUGUGUUAAGUACCUUGAUUUGUGACCAAACUUUGAGGUAAAGAUAUUUAGAAGGUUUUUUUUUGUAUACAUGUAUAUAUUUGGCAAAAUGUUGAGUAUAUAUUUUGUAGGUGAUCUCAUCUUCAUACUUGUACAAGGAUAUAGUAUAUUUGCAGGAAGGAGUGAAAACAGAAGUAUGGUGAGUGAAAUUAAUAUAUUUUCAACUGUAGUUGGACUGGUUAUAAAAAAAAAUAGAGGCCGCAGUAUUACAACAGUUUCUCUUGGCAAAUGUAGUGAUCUGAGUCAAGGGAGCUUUAUGAUUGGCUUGGAAACAUAAUUUAUUUAAAAAGUGAGAUUAACUUACUUCAAUAAGUUCUCUGUUAGCCACUCCUGUUUCGGAUAGAACCCGUAUAAGUUUAAAAUAUGUAUUAUUCUUUCUAAGUUUGGAAAAUUGCAUUAUUCUUUCAUAUAAAUUUCUUUCGUUGUCUCUAAGAAUCGAUUGCUGAACUAGAGUUUCACUGUAUUGUUAAUCGGCCUUCAAUAUAUCCCCGUUAUUCAUAUUGUACAAAAUUGGACUGAUGAUUGAGGACAAUUGAAAUGAAAUGCUUUGUUGAUAUUGCAAUGAGGAAGACAUUAUGUUCAUGAAUCAUGCAGUGUUUUUAAUUUCAGGAUUUUAAAUAUUUGCAGUUUUAAAUAAUUUAAUUAGAUAAAUCUUGUUUUUAAAUCCAGGAUUGUUAAUCAUCGUCGUUAUCAACAUUACUGGCUCACUAACUUGUUUAGAGUUACACUGUAUCAAGCCAGUUGUGUGUGUUUGUGUGUGCGCGUGCAGGUUUCUUAUCUUAUCAGGCUACUAAUUCCAAGUCAUGUGAUCGAACCUGGCAUAAGUCAAUGGAUUUUUUAAAAGCACAAAAUAUUGAUGAAGUGCAUGCUGGUGAUCAUAAGGCAUGUAAAAAAAAAAUCGUAGAAUUGCUUUUGGCUGUUAUCCAGCCAAAGUAAAUCGUGUGUUAAGUCAAAAUCAUUAUCACAUGUUUCAAUUUGUAUGUUAAGAGAGCAGCUGAUGCGGAAACAAGAGCAUGCUUAAUCUAGCAGUCAAAUUGAACAUCUAAAUUGGCAUGUAGUGUCCUUGGACAAAGCAAUGGCAAACAACAUACCCAAGAACAUUUCUGAAAAAGAAACUGGACUUCAGCUGAGAUGUAAACCUCCCUUCAGAUAGAAGACUCUCCACAAAUAUUACAAAUUUUUCCUACUCAUUAAAAUACGCUCCCGUUCUUUUGGUAUUUAAAAGUUGCAAUGGUAUCUCACUUCUUUUUUCAGUUAUGAAGUUCCCCUGUUCGAUACAAAUGCAAUAAAUGAUAUCAUGCAAGAAUUUAAGUGAGGUUUCACGUGAUAGCUUAUAAAGAUUGCAAAUUCUACACAAUAUCAUUUAUUUGAAUGAAGCUGUUGCGAAGAGGAAUAGAUGAAUAUAUCUGGACCUCUUCUUAAUAUUAAAGUAUAAUGGAAACAUGUUAUUAAUAGUUUAUUAACUGGAAGAAUGACCUCUGGAUAACAGGUUACUUCCUGAAGAGGAGAAAUAACAAUCACAAAUAUUUAGAAUUAAAAAAUCUGUUGGUAUAUCAUUCUAAGUUUGUGAAGAGAGUUUGUGGUUCUGAGAGAGAAAGGGAGGGAGAGAGAAUAUCCAAGACUGUACGUUUACCCUAUAAUAAACAUACUUUGCUGUGAAAUGAUCAUUAUGGAUAACCUCUAUUCUUCUUACUGAGAGUUCAAUAUGUUAUAUAAUGACUUUGGAUCUUCAUAUUCACAUAUGGCCUAUUGUUCUAUGUAAUCUCAUUAAUGUGCUAUUCAACAUUCUUUUUCUAAAAUGCCACUUCAUCACCCAUUAUAUUUCUUGUAUGCCAUAGACUUAGUUUUUUGGUUAGAUGCCCUUGAAUUGAGGAUAUAUAAAAAGGGAAUACACUGGAUGAUCACGUUUUGAGAAAAUGACAUUUCAA
Gryllus bimaculatus (two-spotted cricket) is the source of this 5207-nucleotide messenger RNA. The record is from the annotation of a GenBank genome assembly. NCBI's taxonomy places the organism in Eukaryota, Metazoa, Arthropoda, Insecta, Orthoptera, Gryllidae.